GACGAUUAUGUUAUUAUAUAUCAUUAUACUUAAAAUGUAAUAUUUAGCAUAACAAAAGUCAGAUCAGGAAUAAUGGUGUAAUAUUAAGCACAAGUAAUAGUUGCCUUAUAUAACAACAAUUGGUACACUAAUGGACAGCAGAACUUAAAUCAUAAUGACAAGAAAAAGCACGCGCAAUUGUAGAUGAAAUUCUCCAAGCACUUGCCGACAAAACAAGAACAAAUACAAUUACACUUAUAAGCUGCAAGGGACAAGUUAAAAAGUAUGACCAAAGAAAGGAAAGAACAGAAAGCAACUGCGGGUGAAAUCCUCAAAACAUUUGCGGACAACACUACUGCCCAUGGUUGUGGCUCUAUAAGCAGGUCCAAUCAUAAAUUUGGAAAAUUCAUAUGGAGCGUCAUAUUUAUCACGUGCAUCGUCACUGCAUGUCAAGGACUGGUUGCCAUUUUCAUCAGAUACUUUGGUUACCCAACAACAGAUACUGUAACAUAUGCUCGCAAAAACUUGGAGAUUCCAUCCGUGACCAUAUGCAGCCUUUUUCCAUUCACCAUUUCUUCAAUGGCAAGUAUUCAGCCUGACCCAAACACAGAACUAUAUAAACUUGUAACCCUCUUCCAUUCUUACACCAAUGGUAUUACGAAUGGAGAGCGUAAAAAGGAAUUUACUUCGCAUAAGAAUAGGAUAAACUCGUACGCCGCAUUGUUUGAGAAUACUGAGGAUGACCAAAAGAUGUUGUACAAUCAUGAUCUGCCAAGCAUGUUGGAACAAUGCUUCUUUAAUGGUAAACCAUGUGACACUUCGUUCUUCUCGGAAAUAAGCAAUGCGAACUAUCAAAAGUGUUUUACCUUCAAUGGAGCUGGGCUCAAUCUGACGAAUAUGACAGCGUUGCGUACUGACCCGAACUCUGGUUUAAGUAUGGUUCUUUUCCUUGAUGCGUACAAAUCAAAUUAUAGUCUCGAAAAUGGUAUGGUCUACAACCCAGAGAACCCGAAUAGUGGGACCACCGGGAUACAUGUCACGAUACACUCUCCGCAAACUAUACCAUAUCCGACGAUAGAGGGAUUCGAUGUACCCCCUGGUUACUCAACAACUAUUGGUUUGACUCCUAUAGCAAGGGAGAAGCUUCCUGAACCCUAUGGAGUCUGUACAAGCCAGGAGUACAUAGAAGGAACUGAUUUUCGGUACUCUGAGUUGGGUUGUUUUGGUCAAUGUGCUCAGAAAGAGAUAAUGGUUCAGUGUGGAUGUAUAUCUGCCUAUUUACCAUAUCCUAACGACACACAAGGAAUGAUUUACUGUGGUGAUCUGGACCUUGAUAAUUUCUUAAACCCACUUGGACCCAAUGUUACUUUAUUGGAUGAUGACUUCAAUAGUCUGGAAUGUGAGGACAGGCUCAUGAACCAAGGGUUUGUAGAUAAUAUGACAGAACGAUGUCCACAAUGUUUGGCGCCUUGUAAAGUGAUGAAAUAUGAACAGACAAUUUCCCAAGCGUAUUGGCCAUUUGAUCAUGUCCAGGCAAUGUUUCUACAAGAACUGUUCAAUAUUCAUGACAACAAUACACGACGAUCAAAUAAGCUCUUUGAAGAUUUCCUCGGAGAAUGGCCAGCUAAUAAAGAUUAUCUUAUUAACACGGGAAUGAUUCGUAAGAAUUUCCUUCGUGUCAAUAUCUACUUCAAGGACUUUACAGUUGAGACUACUCAACAAACCAUCGCUUAUGGUCUCAAUAACAUGGUAUCAGACAUCGGAGGGACUCUGGGGUUCUACGUAGGUAUCAGCGUUGUCACUCUCUGUGAGUUUUUGAGCGUAUUCUGGAUGCUGAUUGUAGCGUGCUCGCGAAAAUGCAAAUCGGCUGGGGCAAGAAAAUCCGACGUGGUUGAAGUAAUGAAAGGGAGGGAGACUAACCAAUCUAUGUAUUAUGGCAAGACGCAAAUAGACAAUAAAAUUGCUCCAACUCAGAAGCAUCAUGACAUACAUAUGAACACUACACAAGCGAAUGAUUUUUCAAGUGCUUUUAAAUAUUAGAUCCUGGUAGACAGGUACACGAUAAAUUAUUAUUUAUUUUACAAUGUAAGGGAAACUGUUAUGGUGGAAACUAGGCAAAAUAGCGUUUUACCUCAUUAAUGUUUGCAGAGGUGUAUCUUUAUUUAUCUAACUAUGACUGUUGAAUCUAGACCUGGUUAGUAUUUGAAGCAUUCUGGAUACAAUUAUUUUGGAGAAUCACUUCCAGAGCUCUGACCAAAGUAAUAUCUUAGCUGAUGGAUGAAAGAACGACACGCGGCAUAUGUUUAAUAGACCUAAUAUAGUGUAGUAAAUAGUAAUAGUAGUGUGGUGGAAUUGCAAUACACAACACAGUGCACCAUGCUGAUGGCCUCUUAGGAAGAAAUUGACCCUAGAAACAAACUUUUACAUGUACUUCUAAUCUUUUUAAUCCGUUUUCAACGUGC
Molecule: messenger RNA, 2441 nt
Organism: Owenia fusiformis
Lineage: Eukaryota; Metazoa; Annelida; Polychaeta; Sabellida; Oweniidae
Source: the annotation of a GenBank genome assembly